AGGUGGGGGGUUGUCUGGCUGAGGACGUCUAUUGUUGGAUCCGCAGCUAAGCCGGAACAGGGGAAGAGAGAGAGACAGAGAGAGAGGAAGGAAAAUAUUCCCCUGUUCCUGCUCAAUCUUUCCGGUGGACCUAAAAGGAAAUAGCAAAAGCCAAGAUUGAUCCACUGCUACCACCAUCAAGAUGUGCUUAAUUUGAUUGUCGUUCAUCCUUCCCUUGAUGGUCUUUGACUGCAGAAAGAAACAGGAAUCCUGAAUCUUUCUUAGUUGGAAUGCCGAGGCUUUACCAAGUAUGGAAGGGAAGCAACAAGUUCUUCUGUGGAGGAAGGCUUAUAUUUGGUCCAGAUGUGGGAUCACUCUUUAUCUCCACCUUCUUGAUCUUGACUCCUUCAAUAGUUUUUUGUUCUCAAGUGGCUACAAAAAUUACCCUACACUCACCAAAUCUUGGAAGUGCUGUAUUGAUUGUGGCUGUGUUCCUCACAAUAUGGGAUUUGCUGGUUCUCAUCUUGACAUCAGGUAGAGAUCCAGGUAUUGUGCCCAGGAAUACACGACCCCCUGAGGUGGAAGAAGGCUUUGAUGAUGCUCUUGCAUCAAUGGAAUGGGUGAAUGAUAGAGUACCACAAUUAAGGCUACCACGAACUAAGGAUGUCACUGUAAAUGGUGUUACAGUGAGGGUCAAAUUCUGCGACACAUGUUUGCUUUAUCGGCCUCCUCGUGCUUCACAUUGCUCCAUCUGCAACAACUGUGUUCAAAGAUUUGAUCAUCAUUGUCCAUGGGUUGGUCAGUGCAUUGGAUUACGUAACUAUCGGUUCUUCUUCAUGUUUAUAUCAUCAUCAACUUUUAUGUGCAUAUAUGUCUUUGCAUUUUCUUGGGUGAACAUUCUCAUACGAAAAUCAAAUGGCAGCCUCUGGAAGGCAAUGUCCCAAGAGGUUCCUUCUGUGGUGCUCAUAGUGUACUGCUUCAUAGCAGUGUGGUUUGUUGGUGGCCUAACUGUUUUCCAUCUCUACUUAAUCAGCACAAAUCAGACUACUUAUGAGAAUUUUCGCUAUCGGUAUGACAAAAAGGAAAAUCCGUAUAACUUGGGUGUCUUCGAGAACUUUGAGGAAAUAUUUCUGUCAAAGAUCCCACCUUCAUUGAAUAAUUUUCGUCUACUGGUAGCAGAAGAACCUAAUGAAAUUUUUUCUCCAAGUAUGAGAGGAGACUCCAUUGGACCGAUGGCAAAAAUUGAUAUGGAAAUUGGCAAUGUGAAAUCUGGAUUCCCUGUUGACUUGCAUCUUCCUGAGAUUUUACAAGGCUUGGACUAUAGUGGCAUCAAUGAUAACUUGAAGAGCAGGGAGAACGAUGAUAAUCAUGCGUUUGGAUCAUUUGUUUACCCUGGGAUAGAGAGAGGUAUGGAGCAAUGUGAAGUCAAUGCAAUAAAGGAUCCAGCAGGCCAUCAUCACAUCAGCAUCAUAUCAUGAGAGGUUCUAAAUGAAGGAUUGGUGGUUGCUCCAAGGUAUUCAUUCUCGUGGAUGUCAACAUUAUUUCACCAUAGAGGCUUCCUGCAUUUAGUCUUCAUCCUCUUCACAUGUAAGGUUGAACAUUCUUGGCUUCUCGAUUAUGCAGCGACAUGGUUAGUGGAGCUUGUAUGCAGCUGAAACACAUCAUAAAGUCUGCUUUUCAUAGAGAGGAAGGACGAAGGAAGAAGUGAGAAAAAGAAAAUCUUUCUAUUUAUUGAACCUUGCUACUGUAUUAUCGUAUUUAUGGAUGUCUAUGAAAUUUUAAUAGUUGUGUGCAUACUUUUGUACAUUGUUUCCAUAUGAUUCCUUUGCUAGUGCGUACAGCAAAUUAAGCAAAGGACAAUGCCUUUACACCGUGGGUGCAAGUCGAUCUGCUGAUGAAGGCGAGGAAAUGGUUAUUAUCAGUUCCAUCAUCAGCAAGGUCAUUGUCACAUAAUCUUUAGUUCCAUGGCAAGAUUAGAGUGUUUCUGCAAUGCUUUAUCCAACUGCUGGCUCACUUAGUAAUCGGCUUUGCAUUUCUGAUGCUAUGAGCUUGUUUUUGAUACUGCUGAUCAGGUUGGCUCUGCCAGCAAGUUGGAAUACAAUCGUCGGUGAUGUCAGCAUUAUUGUAAUGAUUCCAAACUCAGUAGUGCUGCGUGGGCCUUAGAACAGGAAUGCAAGCCUAUUCGAAAUGAACAUCAUCUAGUCAACAUUUUUGGCGGAUGGUUCUGUGGUCUUCCAUCUUCGGAGCCAUCUCGGCAAGUCGGAGGUGCAGAAGGAUCAGAAUUAGGUGGAGAUUGUGCAGUUUUGGCCGUGCAAAUCUUAGAUAAAUCCAUAUCCAUAUGCAGCCUUUACACAAUGCUGAACUCUAGCCUUAAAUGAAAUCACUUGAGUUUCAUUGUAAAAAAUGACGAAGCAAAAAAGGUCUGUAGCCAUUAUUAUCUCACAAUAAAAUGAAAUAAUUUGAGAUGGUCAUUGUAAAAAAUUAUGAGCAAAAAAG
Molecule: messenger RNA, 2475 nt
Organism: Nymphaea colorata (pocket water lily)
Lineage: Eukaryota; Viridiplantae; Streptophyta; Magnoliopsida; Nymphaeales; Nymphaeaceae
Product: probable protein S-acyltransferase 4
Exons: 6
Coding region: 270-1457 (395 amino acids)
Biological process (GO): peptidyl-L-cysteine S-palmitoylation; protein targeting to membrane
Cellular component (GO): Golgi apparatus; endoplasmic reticulum
Molecular function (GO): protein-cysteine S-palmitoyltransferase activity
Source: RefSeq, a predicted model, not a curated record